Messenger RNA from Oncorhynchus keta (chum salmon), 2481 nucleotides. RefSeq names its product oocyte zinc finger protein XlCOF6.1-like. Gene Ontology annotation, cellular component: nucleus. Gene Ontology annotation, molecular function: DNA-binding transcription factor activity, RNA polymerase II-specific; RNA polymerase II cis-regulatory region sequence-specific DNA binding. NCBI's taxonomy places the organism in Eukaryota, Metazoa, Chordata, Actinopteri, Salmoniformes, Salmonidae. The transcript is spliced from 2 exons. Gene Ontology annotation, biological process: regulation of DNA-templated transcription. The record is from RefSeq and is a predicted model, not a curated record. The coding region runs from base 214 to 1527 and encodes 437 amino acids.
UAUGCUGACUCACACAGGAGAGAAAUCAUGACUGUGGGAAAGCUUUAAUCAGAAGGGGAGCCUAGGGACCAUAAACUGAUUCUGUGACAUCUAUUUCUCCCUCCAGAGAGAUGUAAAGUAACUAGACCAGAGAGUAGCAGAGAGCACUGUGGAGAGAAACAGCAGGUUACCAAUAGAAUAGAUCAGAGACCAGAGGAACUUUAAUCCAGAAGCAUGGAGAGCAGGUCCCUAGGAGAGGUAUCAUCGUGUCGUCCUCCACCAACCACCGGAUACUCCCUGCAGCUCUCUGUCUCUGAAGAGGUUCUCCCUGAGCAGCAGCACUGUGAGCAGGAGUGGAGCCCCAGUCUGGGGCAGGAGAACCCAGAGCUUCCACAGAUUAAAGAGGAACAGGAGGAACUCAGGACCAGUCAGGAGGAAGAGCAGCUUCAAGGGCUGGAGGCUGAUAUCAAAUUCACUCCUUCCUGUGUGAAAAGUGAAUGUGAUCAGGAGGACCCACUUCAGUCCUUCACUUCUCCCCAAACCCAGACUGUGGAGAACAGAGAGUGUGAUCCUAAACAAGUGGUUCUCACACCUUUUGUUACUGUGACCCACUUUAAUGGUCUCUACAUUCCCUGUGACCCUCCAGAUAAUCAAAACAAUGCCUCCAGCCACAGCUCAGCCGUAAGCAGUGACCCAGUAGGACUUGACAGCAGCCCGCGAUUGGAUCCCAGCCCAUCGAUGGCGGAACAUUGUUCCAAACCCAGCACGUCUAGAAAAACUCACCACUGCCUUGACUGUGGUGAACAGUUUGCUGUGAAAGCUGACCUGCAGAGGCAUAUGACUCUCUACAAGAAGAGACUCAGUGAAUGCAGGUUCUGCAGAAAACGCUGCACCUCCACCUGUAAACUAAAGGCCCAUAUCCGCCUCUGUCACAGUGGGAGACCCUGCACCUGCCCUGUUUGUGCCAAGACCUUCAAACUCAAAGGAUAUCUGUCCAAGCACAUGAGGAUUCACACAGGAGUGGGAGAGAAACCAUUUAGCUGUGGAGACUGUGGGAAAAGCUUCAAUUUGAAGGGGAACCUAAAGAACCAUAUGUUGACUCACACAGGAAAUAAAUCAUUUAGCUGUGGAGACUGUGGGAAAAGCUUCAUUCAUAAGUGGAACCUAAGGAGCCAUAUGCUGACUCACACAGGAGAGAAACCAUUUAGCUGUGGAGACUGUGGGAAAAGCUUCAAUCAGGAGGGGAACCUACGGAUCCAUAAACGGACUCACACAGGAGGGAAACCAUUUAGCUGUGAUAACUGUGGGAAAAGCUUUAAUCAGAAGGGGUCCCUAAAGAAGCAUAAACUGACUCACACAGGAGAGAAACCGUUUAGCUGUAGUGACUGUGGGAAAAGCUUCAAUCAGAAGGGGAACCUAAGAAACCAUAAACUCACUCACACAGGAGAGAAACCAUUUAGCUGUAAUGAUUGCGGAAAAAGCUUCACUCAAAAGUCUAAUUUACUGACGCAUGUUAAAAAAAUACACAAAGGAGGAAAACAGGAUUAAAACUGAAAGAAAGAACAUUGACAAAGAUCUAUUUAGUCACAAGAUGAACAUAAAAAGUCAGGAUGUGGACAAUUCUGAGUACACGCUCAGACACACAUAGCUGGAAUAAGUAAAGUCUGAGAGAAUAGUCAGAUUAACUGAUGACUAAAAUAUUAGUGCAGAUGGCAUUAUUUUGUUACGUGCAUAAAUGUGUUAUAGCUAAUGAAUGUAUAGGGAACUUUUGAAAUUCUACAGAUUUUGUGGCACAGCAGGAAUACACACAAACCAAAAAGUAAAAUAAUGGAAUUAAGGAAUAUAUAAAUAUUAGGAUGAGCCAUGUCGGAGUGGCAUUGACUAAAAUACAGUAGAAUACAGUAUAUUCAUAUGAGAUGAGUAAAGCAGUAUGUAAAUAUUAUUAAAGUGACUAGUGUUCCAUUUAUGCAAGUGGCCAGUGAAUUCAAGUCUAUGUAUAUAGGGCAGCAGCCUCUAAGGUUCAGGGUUACGUAACUGGGUGGAAGCCCGCCUAGGGGAACAUUCUCAAAUAUGUGGGUGUAAAACACUGUUAAAAGCCCUGUUUGUGUGUGUCGGUGGCUGUCCCUAGCAUUGUCAAAAGACAGAGCUGUGACUGGAUCAGUGGUUCACCAAUCAGGGCCUUGAUGGGCUUGGCAACAGUAACAAAGGGUGAUGUGUAAUGAAACUAAUAUUUGCAGUGUUGACCCUUCUUUUUCAAGACCUCUUCAAUCUGCCCUGGCAUGCUGUCAAUUAACUUCUGGACCACAUCCUGACUGAUGGCAGCCCAUUCUUGCAUAAUUAAUGCUUGGAGUUUGUCAGAAUUUGUGGGUUUUUGUUUGUCCACCCGCCUCUUGAGGAUUGACCACCAGUUCUCAAUGGGAUUAUGGUCUGGGGAGUUUCCUGGCCAUGGACCCAAAAUAUUGAUGUUUUGUUCCCCCGAGCCACUUAGUUAUCACUUUUGCC